UCUGGCUACUUUCACGGUCAUGGUGAUAAUGAAUGCUGGAAAUGCCACUGGGACUUUCAAAGGUCUGUUCAGGACAACCCCUGGAAAUAUCUCUGCCAAGUACAGCACUGAUUUCACACCAGCUGGCUGGACUUUCCUCAUCUGGAACGUCAUCUACGCCUGGCAGCUUGCCUGGCUCCUCUAUGCCUUGUCAGGGAUCUGUCGAAGGAAUGAACUUGGAUAUGUCUUCAUAAAACCAGACUUGCUGCCAACACCUUUUUAUGUGGCAUGGUGUUUGAAUAAUUGCCUCAACGUUGGAUGGCUCUUUCUGUGGGACCGAGAAUACCUCCUUCCAGCCCUGGUGUUCCUGGCAGUCCUCUCUCUUACCACAUGUGCCUCCCUUUUUGUUUCCCACCGAGCCUUGAGCAUCCAUUCCUCGUGGUUUGUGAAGGCUCACAAAGCUGAGCUCUGGCUCAUCCGCAUUCUGGUGCAGAACGGGCUGGCCCUGUACCUGACAUGGACCAGCAUCGCCACGCUGCUGAAUUUCGCCGUCGUGCUGAUCUACAAGUGGAACGUGCCCAAUGAGAAAGCAACCACUGCUUCCCUGAGCAUCCUGGCUCUCAGCCUGGUGAUAUGGUUUUAUGUAGAAAACUACUUUCUUGACAAGUAUGUCCGCUAUAACCUCACAGUCUACCCAGUGGUGAUAGCAGCUCUGACUGGCAGUGCGUGCAGGAGCGGCUCGUUUUCAUCCACACUGACCAACGACAUUUUUAUAGGUGAAUCUUCCCAACUCCUGUAA
This is a messenger RNA of Agelaius phoeniceus (red-winged blackbird), 778 nucleotides long. NCBI's taxonomy places the organism in Eukaryota, Metazoa, Chordata, Aves, Passeriformes, Icteridae. The record is from RefSeq and is a predicted model, not a curated record.